CGUACAAAAUAACGACGUGUGGAUAAGAGUCCCUCCUCGGAUAGUCCCAACGGGCUUCCUUUUCUGGCUCACACACUGAGAAAUCCAGGACUCUGCGAAAACCCAAGUGAAAAAUGGAGGUGGGUUUGUCUCUAAACGCAGCGGUUCGGCUUCCGUUGUCAAGCUCGAGGACCCACGAAGAUGGUCUGGUCAGGCACUCAUUGGUUUCCACAAAGACGACGACUCAGAAAGCGGCUGAGCAAAGGCAGGUCCGCCGCGCGCUGGUGGUUGAAUCAAAGGGCAAAAGGGGAAUGAUGGCCCGCCAGUUUCAACCCAAGAAGCCUCCGCCUCCUGCCAUGCCCAAGAUUGAAGACGACGGCAACCCUCGUUUCGUCGUCUUUAUCCGAAUGGCCAAUGUUUACCUAUGGUACCCACUUAGUGUGAUAUCAGGUGGUACAACGGCUAAAAUCAUGAUUGCCGCAAAAGAUAACUUUCUGGGGAAAUAUAUAUACAAAGAUACACUUGCUAGAAAUCUUGCUGCAGUUAUUUACAGAGAUGAGAAGGAAAUACAGAAGACAGCAUUUAAGCAGUACCGAGUUUUGCGGUCAGCUACUGAUUUUAGAUAUGGCUACAAAAUUGUCGAAAACGGUAAUAUGAGAGCAGCACUUUCUACCUCGGAUGUAAUUGAGCUACCAACAAAAGACAAGCUCAAAACCACAUUUGACAAAGUGAAGGAUUUUUUUGGGGAUGCAAAGGAAUCUUUUGGCAAGCUGACAACACUAAACUUAUCCGAGUCUGAAGAAUCAGAAGGAAAAACCGAAGAACAGGGAAAGGUAAAGAGCUGAAGGUGGCAGAGGCAUUUGCUUGAUAUGGUGCAGAGGCCACAGACUCUUUGAGAGUUAAUGCUCACUCCGCUGCAUGCUCCUUUCACGAAAGGUCGUUUAGGAUUCUACACAGGGUUUUGGUCAUAGAUCUCUAUGUCAAUUAAACAGAAUUAUGUCUUUGCCAGUAUACAUUUAUUUAGCCUAUUCCACACUUAUAUCUGGCAUUCUUAAGUAAACGUACUCGCAACAAGUUGGUUCUUUGGAAAUUCGCGCUGAUACACGUAAAAGAACCUAAUUGCGGGCUAAACCGGAUAUUAAGAUGCAAGUGGUAGAUUGCCCUAAUGGAUAUUGUCUUCCUUUCUAAUUUACUUUGGGUUCAAACUCUCCCCUUUUCCUUAAUGUAGUUUAGUACAUAGUAUUGUUUGUAAUAAAAGAGCACUUAAAUGUUAAAUGAUCCUUGUGUUUUA
Pyrus x bretschneideri (Chinese white pear) is the source of this 1270-nucleotide messenger RNA. RefSeq names its product protein HHL1, chloroplastic. The record is from RefSeq and is a predicted model, not a curated record. NCBI's taxonomy places the organism in Eukaryota, Viridiplantae, Streptophyta, Magnoliopsida, Rosales, Rosaceae. The transcript is spliced from 6 exons. Bases 114 to 824 code for a protein of 236 amino acids.